This is a messenger RNA of Acomys russatus (golden spiny mouse), 1229 nucleotides long. It is a transcript of the gene Jam3, whose product is annotated as junctional adhesion molecule 3. Lineage: Eukaryota; Metazoa; Chordata; Mammalia; Rodentia; Muridae. The record is from RefSeq and is a predicted model, not a curated record. Gene Ontology annotation, molecular function: protein homodimerization activity; protein heterodimerization activity. The transcript has 9 exons. Bases 89 to 1021 code for a protein of 310 amino acids. Gene Ontology annotation, biological process: cell adhesion; angiogenesis.
GGCGGGUCGCAGGGUCCAAGCAGGCAAGGCGCAUGCGCACGACGCGGGCUCUCCGCUGCAAGCCUGAGCCCCUCAGAUUCCCCUCGACAUGGCGCUGAGCCGGCGGCUGCGACUUCGGCUGUGCGCGCGGCUGCCGGACUUCUUCCUGUUGCUCCUCUUCAGGGGCUGCUUGAUAGAGGCAGUGAAUCUCAAAUCUAGCAACCGAAACCCAGUGGUACAUGAAUUUGAAAGUGUGGAACUGUCUUGCAUCAUUACGGACUCACAGACAAAUGACCCUAGGAUUGAAUGGAAGAAAAUCCAAAAUGGCCAAACCACAUAUGUGUAUUUUGACAACAAGAUUCAAGGGGACCUGGCAGGCCGCACAGAUGUGUUUGGAAAAACUUCCCUAAGAAUCUGGAAUGUGACACGGUCAGACUCCGCCAUCUACCGCUGUGAGGUUGUUGCUCUAAGUGACCGCAAAGAAGUGGAUGAGAUUACCAUUGAGUUAAUCGUGCAAGUGAAGCCAGUAACCCCUGUCUGCAGAGUUCCAAAGGCUGUGCCUGUAGGCAAGAUGGCGACACUGCAGUGCCAGGAGAGCGAGGGCUAUCCCCGGCCUCACUACAGCUGGUACCGCAACGAUGUGCCACUGCCUACAGAUUCCAGGGCCAAUCCCAGAUUUCACAAUUCCUCUUUCACCGUGAACUCAGAGACAGGCACUCUGGUUUUCAGUGCUGCCCACAAGGACGACUCUGGGCAGUACUACUGCAUUGCUUCCAACGACGCAGGUGCAGCCAGGUGUGAGGGGCAGGACAUGGAAGUCUAUGAUCUGAACAUUGCUGGGAUUAUUGGGGGAGUCCUGGUUGUCCUUAUUGUUCUGGCUCUGAUGACCAUGGGCAUCUGUUGUGCGUACAGACGCGGCUGCUUCAUCAACAGUAAAGAAGACGGAGAAAGUUAUAAGAGCCCAGGGAAGCACGAGGGAGUUAACUACAUUCGGACAAACGAGGAGGGUGACUUCAGACACAAAUCGUCCUUUGUUAUCUGAGGCCUGGCGGCUGGGAGAGCACAUGCGUAUAAAUACCUCUAUUGGAAGCUGGUCAGGGCCACUGUGAGCCCAGGGCACCCUUACAAAGCUAGACACACAGCUUUUUGUUUUGGCCAAAGUUGAUGACUCCUUCCUUACUCUUUAACAAGCCACAUGAAUAAAAGAAAUCCUCCUGAAGACGGAUGUAGUAACCUAGACUGUUGCUAGC